AUGCGUCAUAUAUACAAUUGUGAACAAAUAUCAAUUCCACGUGCAGUAAGUUAUAAUGAUAUGAGCGAUUCAUCAUCGCAACAUAUUAUUAUGACAUCUGAUACUCGACAUUCAAGUUUUGAUGAUUCAAUUCCAACUCCAACUGUUAAAGGACAAUUUGAUUUUUCAUCAAAAGCCAGGCAACGACUUGAAUUAAUGCGUGAAAUGUAUUCAAAUGCUGCUGAUAUAUCACCAACAUCACCUGAUCAAAAUCUUGAAUCAAUAUUAACUGGUGAUAUGUCAACAUCUACAAUUCCAAAUGAUCCAUUUUAUGAUCGUUUUCCAUGGUUUCGACCAAUUGGAAGAGCAUUUGUUUAUUUAACAAAUCUUUUAUAUGGUAUACCAUUAGUACAAAAUGUUGCUAUUGUAUCUGAACGUGGUGAAAUAAAAGGUUAUUUAAAAGUAGCUGUACAACAAUUACAAACAACUGAUACAACAAAUGAACAAAUAAAAUUAAUGAGAACAUAUAGAAAUGCAAGUGGAAUGACAAAAAUUGUUUUUGAUGAUGAAAAUUAUUUUCAAUCAAUGAAAAGUUCAUCUACGACUGAUUUAAUAAAAGCAUGUGAUUCUUCGGAUUCAAAUUCUCGUUAUGUCGAAGGACAAUCUCAAUUUGGUCUUAAUGAUAUUUUACAACAAAAAACAAAUUCUGAUUCUUCAUCAUCAUUGAAUCCUUCUAAAGAAUCUCAAAUAAUGCUUAGAAAUGAUAUUUCAUCAAAUGAAUUUGUACCACAACUUGGUGUUGAAUAUCAAUUUCGUGUAACAGUUUUAGAAGCAUCACAAAUAUCAUCAGAUUAUGCUGAUAUUUUUUGUCAAUUUAAUUUUUUACAUCAACAUCAAGAAGCAUAUUCAACAGAACCACUUAAAAAUCAAGGCAAACCAGGACCACCAUUAGGAUUUUUUCAUGUACAAAAUUUUAGUGUUAUUGUAACACAUUCAUUUAUUGAUUAUCUUCGAACAAAACCAAUUGUAUUCGAAGUAAUGGGUCAUUAUCAAGAAUAUUUAGGUCCAAUAAAAAAUAAUUCAACAGUAACAAAAACAAAUCGUUCACAAACAACUACUGCAGCAUCAUUAACUUUUUCAAAACCAGUUCCUGCUCAAACACUUAAUCCAAUGACAGCUGUUAGUACAACAAAUCAAGUUCAUGCUACACAUGAUCUUCUUGUUUGGUAUGAAAUUUUUGAAUUAUCACCUACUGGAGAAUAUGCUGCUGCAACUGUUGAUCAUUCAGAUGAUGUUCCAUGUUCAGGUCGAUUUAUUCUUCAUCAAGGUAUUCAACGUCGUAUUGGAAUAACUCUUUGUCAUGAAUCUGGUUCUGAACUUAUUUGGAAAGAUGUUCAAGAAGUUGUUGUUGGUCGUAUUCGUGGUCAACGUGAUUCUGUAUUUGAUGAAUCUGAUGGCCAAGUAUUAUCAUUAAAUAUAAUUUCAUCUCAUUAUAUUCAAAAACAACAUGAUGAACGAACAUUUUAUCAUUUUGAAGUUGCAUGGGAUUCAUCAUUACAUAAUUCAUUAUUACUUAAUCGUUGUACAUCAAGUGGAAAUUCUGUUUAUUUAACUAUAUCAUCAUAUCUUGAAAUUGAAAAUUCAUUUCAACCAGCUAUAAUAACAAAAGAUCUUUGUCUUGUUUUAUAUCCACGUGGUGGAGAUUCAACAUCACGUAUACGUUCAUCAUUAAAAAAUUUUUUCUUAUCAACUAAUUCAAUAACAUCAUCAUUUAAUGAAACAAUAAAUGAACAUUCAAAUCGUGUAUCAGCUGUUUAUGAAUUAAAAUUACGACGUGCAACACCAAUGAAUAUUAUGGCACAAGAUUCAUCUAUGAUUAAUUCGGAUAUACAACGACGACAAAGAAAAAUAAUUGAUACAUCAAAAAUUUAUGUACGUGGUGAAGAAAUGUUAGAUGGUUGGAGACCAAGAAGUGAUUCAUUAAUUAUUGAACAUCAACAAGAUUUAGAAAAAUUAUAUAAAAUUGAAUGUGUUGAACAUACAAAACAUUUUCUACAAGUAAAAAAUCGUUUAGAAAAUCCUUUAUCAUCACCAAAUGAUAAUUCACCUGAAAAAAUUAAAUAUUCAUUAAAUACUAUUGAUCCAUUAAAAUCAAUUGAUAAUCGUCAACAAGAUUUACUUCGUCGAUGUGUAUCAAUGAUGUUACCACCACCUUUAAUUAUACAUAAAUUAGCUAUACCAGAAAUUGAAGUAACUACUGAUCGUUUAUUAUCGGAUGAUUUUGGAACAGUUCAUUCAUUACUUAAAUCAGCAUCAACAUAUUCAUUUAAUACACAACCAUUGCAUAUGAAUACGGCAAAUAUGAUUAAUUCAUUUAUUAAAGCAUCUUCUAGUAGUUCCGAUCUUUCAAGAUUUGCACAUUUGGAUCCAUCCUAUUCAAUAUCAUCAUUACAUCAUAUGGGUGGUAUGACUGGUUCGAUAUCACCUAGUAUGCCAAAAUCACGUUCAAUGGAAAGUUUAAUGAAUACAUCAGGUAUUGCAUUAAAAUACAUUCCAUCAAUUGAAGAAGUUCGUAUAUCACCUGUUGUAUCACGUCGUGGUUAUUUAAAUUUUCUGGAAGAAAAAGGAACUGGUUGGAUAAAAAAAUUUGUUGUUGUACGACGACCAUUUGCAUUUAUAUAUAAUCAUGAAAAAGAUCCUGUUGAACGUGCAUUAAUUAAUUUAGCUACAGCUCGUAUUGAAUUUAAUGAUGAAGAUGUAGCAAGUGGAACAAGAAGUGCUCGUAAUACAUUUUCUGUUGUAUCAAAAUAUCGUGGUUUUCUUAUUCAACCAUUAGUUGAAAAAGAUGUUCAUGAUUGGCUCUAUGCAUUUAAUCCAUUACUCGCUGGACAAAUAAAAUCUCGAUCAUCCGGUCGAUCAAAAGUAACUAUUGAAUAA
Molecule: messenger RNA, 2916 nt
Organism: Rotaria sp. Silwood1
Lineage: Eukaryota; Metazoa; Rotifera; Eurotatoria; Philodinida; Philodinidae
Source: the annotation of a GenBank genome assembly